AUGGCAGCUCAUAAUGAACAACCUUCCAAUUAUUCAUCUCCCACAAAUAGCGUAUUCUACAAUACCAAUUAUUCCUCACCAGAAUCUCCUACCACACAUCAUAGCAGGAAGCGAAAGCAACAACAGCAACAACAAGAGUUUCAACACUAUGGGGAUCAAAAUCAUCAACGGAAUGGUGUCCUAGAUAAUCUAUAUCAAUCCUAUAACCAACCUUGGAAUAAUCAUGCCAGCCAGCAAGAAUUUAUUGUGCCCAUCUCUUCUUCCUCUACAACAACAACAAACUAUCAGCAACAUCAUGAAGAGUCAAAUCUAGCGUGGCAUCGUACUACACCUCCUAGUCAUGAUUCAUUUAUUGUCUCCACCAAUUAUCAACAGCAGGAUCCCUUCAUUCAUUCUACACUGCAAAAAUCAAACAAUGGCGGCGUGGGAGAAAACUCGGAAAUUCAUCACUUGCUCAAUCUUGAUCAACCAUCAUCCGCAUUUCAAUUUAUUGACACUCAUAAAGAAAACAAUAAUACGCGUACUUUACACCUCAAUGACUUGGGUAACUCUCGAUUGAUGCAACAACAUCAACCUUGGUCCGCUUCUCCUCAACAACCACAGACAUACAAUGGAGCAAAUUCGCCAGGUUUCUUCACACCGGGCUUUUUAGAGUCUUUGCAGGAGGAUGAGAAUGAAUCACCUCAAAGUUUCCCUUUUCAUGUGUUACCAUCCACAAGACAUUGGAAUCCUUCGCUGGAUGAUUCUAAAUCCAACAUUGAACCCGAUUCUAUUUUGACAUCAGAAAGAUCCCUAGUACCACAAGGCACAGAUGUUCCAAUUGCACUGUUUAAUUCAGGGCCCUCAUCACCUAUUCCUUCCUCUUCAUCCUCCCCCUCUCCUCCUCCUCCUCUGUCUUACAAGCUCUCUGAAGACAUCUCCAUCAUUGAUCAUCGUCGUUCCAUUCAAGCCGGUGUCAUGAACGCUCGUUUAUUGCAGCACGCUGUCAAUGCGGCGAAAAUGAAACCCAUCAUUCAAAACUACUUGCUGGGUGGAGCUGAGGAAAAGACGGUAGUGAUCCUUACGAGUAAAGUUGCUCAAAAAAGUUAUGGUACCGAAAAAAGGUUUUUGUGUCCUCCUCCUACCGCUAUUUUGGUUGGUUCCAGUUGGUGGACCGGUAGUAUAGGUCAGCAAGAAAUCGAAAAUGCCAAUGAGAUUCUCAAAAGAGGUCAAGAAGAAUUGAAUCCUCCUAAAUUAACUGUAAGUAUUUCUGGUGAAACAUCCACGCCUCAAUCGGGCCAAAUCGAAUGGUAUACUGUGUCUGGUGUUACCGUUGGACAAACUGGACAUAUAAAGUCACAACAACAGCAACAGCAACAGCAACAACAGCAGCAGUCCGCUUCUCAAAAUACAUUGCAGUCAGAACAUCCUAGUCGUUUUCGUAGUAGUUCGGAGUCUCGUAGCAACAGUGUCGAUUGGUAUCAUAAUCAUCGUCACGAACAGCUUUCUGCUGGUAAAUGUGUUUCCAAACACUUGUACAUCAAUGACGCGGACGAAAAAAGAAAACGCGUCGAAUGCUUGAUUAAAAUUCAAAUGGCGAACGGUAUUCAAUUAGGAACAUUGGCUUCCAAGGGAAUAAAAGUCAUUAGUAAACCAUCAAAAAAGAGGCAAAGCGUGAAAAACAUGGAACUUUGCAUUCAUCAUGGUACGACAGUAUCUCUUUUUAACCGUAUUCGUUCACAAACAGUUUCCACAAAAUAUUUGGGUGUUUCCACCGCAGGUUCAAGCUUUUCCUUCCCCGGUCAAAUUAAACAGGACAACACACCUUUAGUAGCAGCAGCAGCAGCGGCAGCGGGGGAAGGUACUUGUUUUGUAGCUCGAACUACCUGUUGGGAUCCGUUUGUGAUUUGGGUUGUCGAUACCACUAGAACACCUAGCGAUGCUAAAGAAACCGAUACACCUGAAGAUUUUAUUGGACGCAAUGCAAGCUUUACUCGAACUAUUCCUUACCCUCCACCACCUGCCAUUGCAUUAAAAAACAAGACGGGUCAACUGAUCCCUAUUCACUAUAAUCAACACGUCGUGUUACAAUGUCUGACCACUGGUCUGGUGAGUCCAGUCAUGAUUAUUCGGAAAGUAGACAAGGCCUCAACUGUGGUUGGUGGAGCUCAGAGCACAGAUGAUUUAAACUUGGUCGGUGGCGGCGAAUAUGGUGAUGAAGUCUUGGGUGACCCUGUUUCUCAAUUACACAAAGUUUCGCUUCAAAUCGUACAGGAUCCAGCCAAUGCAAAUCAUCGUCAACAAGAGUAUUAUUCACGUCCUCCAUCUUCUCCUCCUACUAUGAUGCCCAAAUCAUCUCAUCCUGUCACUUAUUUAGCUUGUCUUAAUGAUAUGGUGGGUAUGCACAAAACAACAGAUCAGAGAAAACCCAUCCAUUCGCCUCCUCCUCCUCUUCCAACAUCUUCUCAUUCCACAAAUACAAACUCUGUCAUGAACUGGGAUGUCUUGGAUAUGUUUGAUAUCACUUCUCAAGAAGAAAAAAUUAUUCGAAAACGACGUGUAUCUGCUUCGGCUACUACCGCCGAACAGAAUAAUAUGUUGAUGAUGCAGCAGCGAUAUAACCCUAACGAUGAUUUCUAUUCAUCCAAUAAUGCUCCCCCACCACCUACACCCAUUCUGAAUCCCAAAUUCGAAAACUCUCGUAAAUCCAGUGUGAGUAGCUCAGGAAGUGGAGGCCGGCGAUCUUCUGUUGGUGCAGGCAGUAGUCAGUCGUUAGGUGCUUACUGGAGUGAAGAUGUAUCUGAUGCCGCUGUUUGGACGAUUGUAGGUACAGAUUGCGCCACGUACACUUUUUCAUGUCCUACUGCAUUAUCAGAAGACGCACCCGUCAUUCAUAACCCAUUUCCUUACCUCACAAGUUUUACAAGUAAACCCACGAGUAAAGAUGAAGAAAUCAUACUUUCCCUUCAUGGUGAGAAUUUCUCGCGUGAUAUUCAAGUGUGGUUUGGAGAUCAAAAGGCUUUACAGACAGAGUAUCGAAGUCGAGAGCUGCUCGUCUGUAAAGUGCCUUCAAGAAUUGAACUGUCCGAGGCUAAAAAGUUGUACAAUGAAAUCCCUAUUUUGCUGGUCAGAGGGGACGGUACGAUAUGUAAAACAAACAAAUUCUAUCCCUUGUAA
Messenger RNA from Mucor mucedo, 3156 nucleotides. RefSeq lists its product as uncharacterized. NCBI's taxonomy places the organism in Eukaryota, Fungi, Mucoromycota, Mucoromycetes, Mucorales, Mucoraceae. The transcript has 4 exons. The coding region runs from base 1 to 3156 and encodes 1051 amino acids. Gene Ontology annotation, molecular function: DNA-binding transcription activator activity, RNA polymerase II-specific; RNA polymerase II cis-regulatory region sequence-specific DNA binding. Gene Ontology annotation, cellular component: nucleus. Gene Ontology annotation, biological process: regulation of transcription by RNA polymerase II. The record is from RefSeq and is a predicted model, not a curated record.